Ustilago hordei is the source of this 2004-nucleotide messenger RNA. RefSeq lists its product as uncharacterized. The transcript has a single exon. Lineage: Eukaryota; Fungi; Basidiomycota; Ustilaginomycetes; Ustilaginales; Ustilaginaceae. The record is from RefSeq and is a predicted model, not a curated record. The coding region runs from base 1 to 2004 and encodes 667 amino acids.
AUGUUCAGCUCUAUUGUCCACCAUCCUUGCGAGAUCUCGCUUCACCUCGUCUCGCAAGAUAUCUUUGUUCAUCCAGCACCACCCAACACCGAGUAUCCUGGCGAUGACAAGACUCUUCGCGGCCUCGUCGAGAUCAAAUGUCCCAGCGAGCGUCAUAUUCAAGGCGUGAGGAUGUCCCUACAGGCUGUGCAGACCCUUGCUAUCCCAGAAGGUUCUUCUGCCUCUGCUGCUUCCAUCCGUUGGGAGGAAAAGGUCAUCAUGGAGAAGACGGUCGAGAUCAUGAACGACGGUACAGCAGCCGCUAUCCCUGUCCGCCAAUCGCGGUCCAGCAAGGGCAAGGAGAAGGAGAAGGAGAAGGAGAAGAACUGCAACCUAAACGAAGGCAUCCAUCUCGACAAGGGCAUCCAUGGUUUCGAGUUUGCUUUCAUCAUCCCUGCCUCCACUCCACCCUUUGAGCGAAGCAAGCAUGGUCGUGUUCGCUACAUCCUCACAGCAACUGCUCUCGGUGCAGGUCGUGCUCGCAAUAACAUCUCAACCUGGAAGGAGAUCUUUAUCAUGCUUCAUGUCAACUCGGACGGCGGUCCCGCUCCCCUCGACAUUCAGUAUCACGACGUACACGAAGCGCUUGGUCCCCUUUCCGUCUCCCUCACAUCAGCAUCACUAACCGUAGGAGGCACAGCAAAUCUCAACGUCUACCACCCCGAUCCACCGGCAGGACUCAACGUCCACGUGAUCCGCGUCUUCCUCGAACAGACUUUCGAGCUCUACAGCGAGGUGCGCAAGGGUUGGCUCAAGCUUCCCACCGAAAAGCUUCGACUCUGGGAGAAAGGAUACAUGCCAUACAAGACCAAGCAGCACACAGAUGCGCAAGGACCCGAGGAUUCCAUAUGGAUUGGUGACACGGAGAACGGCGCCACUGGCCGACCGGGUCGUGGAGCUGGACCUGGACCUGCCAACCUCUCACCCUUCGGUCUUCCACUCAACGGAUCAGUCUCGGCUCCUGUCACUCCAAUGGAGCCAAGUACACCCAUGCAUGUCGAAAACGGAUACAGGAUCAAGUCGGUCGUUCGUCUGCCAGACGACAACAUCCUUCGACCCAGCACUGUACGAGGCUCUCGAGCAGAGAUCCGUGUCAGCCACGAGAUGGGUGCCGAAAUCUUCUUCUCCCGCAAGGAUGUUCUGGACACAAGAGAAGAGAGCGACAGCUUCGGCAAACCGAAAGUGCAAGUCUUCUCCAUGCGCAGAGCCACCACCAUCCCAUCUUGCUGUUGUACAUUCGACACCAUUCAUCUGCCUCCUUACUCGCUCGAAUCGCCAGUCAACUCAAGGCCUUCUUCGCCAACACCGCCUUCCUCACUACGCGACUCGCAUCCCGAACUCGAACACUGGAAGCGCACCACCACUCUCGGCCACAUGCUUCCCAGCUCAAGAGGUAGUUCUGCUUUCAACUCCGCCGCCAACUCUCGCGCUGGUUCACGCGAUACUUCGCCCACACGCCAUGGCUUUGCUGCCCACUUCCCAGGUUCGGGACGCAAGAGCCGCAACUCGAGUCCAACACGCAACAACCGUGGUCGUUCGGGUAACGGUAUGAGCAGUAUCGGUCUGCAUGCUCUCACUCCUGCUUCUGCAGGUCACAUCGAUCAGAAUGGUAGCCAUCGCAAUCACGGCUACUCGACACCGCGUUCGUUGCCGGACAACGUGCCCUGGGCGGUCAGCUAUCUUCCCGAUCGAACCGGUACAUCGCACGCGACUUGCAACUGCGGCCGCACGACAGAGGAGCUCACCGAAGCAGAGCAGAGGCUGUUGGAAGGUGUCCCCACCGCACCAGGUGCCUGGGUUGAGAAUACAGAUGCAAAUGUUCCACCGCCGCCUUGGGCUCCUCCUUCGCGUGCUAGCAGUCCAGUUCAAGGAUGGCAUCACGGUCCAGGUUCGGCCAGGGAAGGUUUCAGGCCGAGAGGAAAGCUGGCUGAAUUGGAGACUCCCUAUGGCAGUCCUUCGGCGUGA